GAGAAAAUAUUAAAUGAAUCAUUCAAUAGCAUUGUGCUAACAAAAGUAUUAAAAAAUGUAUUUGUUGAAAUCCUAUAUAUCGAAGCUUGGUAUAUAUGAUGGAUUACAUAUAAUGUUAUUACAUUUAAUGGUGGUAAUGCUGGCAAAUUGGAAGUUUCUUAGAAAAGCUAGAAUACGACAGUCAGCGGAGAAUGCGAAGCAAGUUGGCAAAGCAAAGUUAUAUGCUUCAGAAAUAUCCAAGAAGGUAUAAUCUUCAAUGUGCAAUUGUACAGUAUGGAAAAAGAUAAAUGUUACAAUAGCAGAUGAUUUUAGCUGCUUUUUCUACUAAAAAAUCCAUUUGAAAAAGUAGGAAUGAUGAACCCACUGUUAAGAAGAGAUGACCAAGAAGUAGCUCUUACGAAAAAAGAUUCAAGAGUUGGAAUAUCAAUUAUGCAAUCGUCUAUCGAAAUAAUCGACAAGCUAACGCCGAUUCAGAAAUUUUACGAUGGUGAAAGUAUAUUUUUAACUGGUGGAACAGGAUUUAUGGGAAAAUUAUUGAUUGAGAAAUUGUUAAGAGCAUGUCCUAGUAUCAAAUACAUUUAUAUUUUGAUACGUCCGAAGAACGGGAAAAAUGUCCUUGAACGUAUGGUAGAACUUAUGGAAGAUUCGUUAUUUUUUACGUUGAAAGAAAAAGAACCAACCUUCCAAAGACGCAUAGUUGCGAUCAAAGGCGAUUGUAGUUUGUCGAAUCUUGGUAUAUCCAAAAUCGAUAGAGCUAUACUUGCACGCGAGGUAUCAAUUGUUUUUAAUGUUGCCGCGACCGUGAGAUUCAACGAAAAACUGAAAUCUGCGAUAACUAUUAACAUUCGAAGUCUGAGGGAUUUGAUAAAUUUAUCGAAAGAAAUGCCGAAACUGAAGAGUUUCGUCCACGUAUCCACGGUUUAUGCCAAUUGUCUCUACAAUCCGAUCGAGGAAAAGUUUUAUGAUCCACCGAUAGAUGCCGACAAAUUGAUCGAUUUGGUCAACUCUCUGGAGGAAAAAAUGUUGGACUAUAUUACACCAAAAUUACUUGGAAGAUGUCCCAAUACUUAUGUCUAUACGAAAUCAGUUGCUGAGAGUGUGGUAAAAAAGCAUGCUGGCACGAUCCCGAUUGGAAUAUUUCGUCCUGGAAUUGUAAUAUCAACGUACAAAGAACCUGUUUCUGGAUGGAUCGACAACGUGUACGGACCAGUGGGAAUUACAGCAAGUGUUAUAAUAGGAUUAAUGCGAAUUCAUCAUUGCGAUGGGUUGGUAAAAGCGAACUUGAUACCAGGAGAUUUAACGAUCAACGGAUUAAUCGCUAGUGCAUGGGAUAUUGCUAAUAAUCCAAGAUUCAAUGAAAAUAUUCCUAUUUACAAUUACGUAUCUAAGGAUAAUCCAAUCACUUACAACACGCUGAAGGAAAUGACGUUUAAGUAUGAACGAUUAAUACCGUCUAAAGAGACGUUUUGGUAUCGUAGUUUUAGGAUGACAAAAUAUCGGCUGGUCUAUCUGUUUUAUGUGUACUUUCUACAUUUAUUACCAGCUUUUAUAAUCGAUACGAUCGCGUUAUGUAUAGGUAAAAAGCCGAGGUUACUCAAAAUAUAUAAUAAAAUUCAUAAAAUGUCGGACGUACUUCGUCAUUUUUCUACGAUUGAAUGGAACUUUAUGAAUGAAAGAUGGAACGAACUAACGAGGAAGUUAACGUCAGAAGAUCGUGAAUUGUUCUUUUGUGAUGUAAAAGGUCUCGUUUGGAAUAAUUACUUUAUGAGUUAUGUCCUAGGGAUAAGAAAAUAUAUUUUAAAGGAUCCCAUUGAAACUCUUCCACAAGCUCGUAUAAAAUGGCAAAGGCUUUACUGGAUCCAUCAAGGAUUCAAACUUAUUGUAGUCUGUAUUUUAUGUAUGAUCACGUGGGCUAUUGUUUCCAGACUACUUGUAGCGCUCGCUUCUUCAUGAAAGAAGUAAUAUCAUCAAAAAAGAUGAAGAGGAAAGGAUAAUAAUAAUUUAAGCUUUCAUCAUCAGUGCAAAUCAGUUAUUUCUCUUAUAAUAAGAGAUCUUGGUUAAACGGUUUGGUUAUACCUAGGAUAAAGAUACAAUUUUUGUGAAUUUUUAGGAUUUGGUUUCUUUUUGUGUAAUUUAUUAAGCUAUUUAUUGUUUAUCAAAAAAUAUGAGAAGGUCUGAUAUUAAAAAAAUAUGUAGGUCUGAUAUUUUCCAAAUCCUCUUGACGGCAACCAUAUUGCUGGUUGCAGGUUGAUUCAAAAAAAAGAAAAGGAAAGAAAUAAAUUUCCAACAGAUUAUCAAUUUUUUAAAAUAUUGCUAUUGAAUUGUACGUUAUACAAAAUGUACAACAUAAAAAAUGUACGAGUCGAGAAUUUAAAAAAUUCAAUUGCUCUCUGAAAAAUCAAAUAUCGAUUUUUUAAUAGUUGGCUGACUUUUCAAAUAACAAAUUUUCAAAAUAAAAGAGAUUAGCCUAAUUAUUUU
Vespula pensylvanica (western yellowjacket) is the source of this 2478-nucleotide messenger RNA. Its product is annotated as fatty acyl-CoA reductase wat-like. Lineage: Eukaryota; Metazoa; Arthropoda; Insecta; Hymenoptera; Vespidae. Gene Ontology annotation, cellular component: peroxisome. Gene Ontology annotation, biological process: long-chain fatty-acyl-CoA metabolic process. Bases 352 to 1953 code for a protein of 533 amino acids. The transcript is spliced from 9 exons. The record is from RefSeq and is a predicted model, not a curated record. Gene Ontology annotation, molecular function: alcohol-forming very long-chain fatty acyl-CoA reductase (NADP+) activity.